CUCACAGCUCGCAGCACCUGCACCACUUGACAACCAGCCAGCUAGCUAACCAACCGGCGGAGCCAAGAACAAGCAAGAGACAACUUGCCCCGUCCAGGCAGCAUGUGCAACUCCAACGUCAAGUCCGCGGGCGUCGCCCAGAUCGACGGCCGCCCGGUGCUGCAGCCGGCGGGCAACCGCGUGGCGGCGCCGGACGCCGCCCGCCCGCUCAAGAAGUCCCUGCACAAGUCCUUCUCCAUGCCGCCUUCCUACGACAACAAUGCCACCGUGCCCGCCCGUCCCGCCCCUGCCGAGAACACCCGUGCGGCGCCGGCGCCGCCUUCUCUGCUGCCUCCUACGACGCCGGCCCCGGCCCCGGCCGCCGCGAGGGCGACCAAGGCGGCGGGCGCCGUGCCCGCGGAGAAGCCCAGGUCCAAGGCCAGGAAGCCCGGCGCCGUGCUGCCGGUGGCGACGUUCGCGGCGCCAGAGGCGUUCGAGCCGGCGGGGAGCAUCGCCGCGGCGCGGCGGGAGCAUGCCGCGCAGGCGCAGGCGCAGCGCAAGUCGCGGAUCGCGCACUACGGCCGCACCGCGUCCUUCUCCCGGGUGGAGGGCCGAGUCGGCGCCACCGCCACGGCCGAGCCGGCCGUCCCAGCCUCCCCCACCACCGGGCUCGACGAGAAGCGCUGUAGCUUCAUCACGCCCUACUCUGACCCCUUGUAUGUGGCGUACCACGACGAGGAGUGGGGAGUGCCCGUGCACGACGACGAGUUGCUGUUCGAGAUGCUCACACUGUCUGGCGUGCAAGUCGGGGCCGAUUGGACUUCCAUCCUCAAGAAAAGACACGUCUACAGGGAGGCGUUCUCCGGCUUCGACGUGGAUGCGGUCGCCAAGUACACCGAGAAGCAGAUGGCGUCGCUGAGCGCCGACUACGGGCUGGAUUUGGGCACCGUCAGAGGAACCGUCAACAACGCCUGCCGGAUUCUUGAGGUGCGGAGGGACUUUUGCUCGCUGGACAAGUACGUGUGGGCGUUCGUGAACAACAAGCCGCUGUCGCCGAGCUACAAGUACAGCCGGAAGAUCCCGGUGAAGACGUCCAAGUCGGAGUCCAUCAGCAAGGACAUGGUCCGGCGCGGCUUCCGCUUCGUCGGCCCCACUGUCAUCCACUCCUUCAUGGAGGCGGUCGGGCUCACCAACGACCACCUCGUCUCGUGCCCGCGCCACCGCGUCUGCUCCGCCGCCGCCCGCGUAAAUAACUGAUUCUGCUGACGACCACCAAGCAAAACACAAGAGGGAAUUAUCUAAGGACAACCAAGACGAGAGAGAGAGAGAGAGGUAGCAGUAGUAAUAUACAAAAGAGAGUGUUGGCGGUUUGCAUGUGUGUAUGAUGACCCAGUGUGCUUGUGUAGAUUAAUUACGGCCUCUGAUUAGCGAAUGAAUGAUCUUGCUUGCUGU
This is a messenger RNA of Zea mays, 1431 nucleotides long. RefSeq names its product DNA glycosylase superfamily protein. Bases 103 to 1236 code for a protein of 377 amino acids. The transcript is spliced from 5 exons. Gene Ontology annotation, molecular function: DNA-3-methyladenine glycosylase activity. NCBI's taxonomy places the organism in Eukaryota, Viridiplantae, Streptophyta, Magnoliopsida, Poales, Poaceae. Gene Ontology annotation, biological process: base-excision repair. The record is from RefSeq and is marked predicted.